AAAAUCUUUCUUUGGAAAACCUCGUCCAAACAAGGCGUUGGCUUUCACUGUUCCGCAAUUUUCAUAGUCUCCGUCGCCGGUCAGAAUAACAAUACUCUUCCCUGACGAAUCCGUGACCUUGCGCUAUCCACGGUCAUUCAAUCUCGUCGGGAAUUUCAAGGAAUUGUACAGAGGGUUUGCAGAUAUGGAAGAAACAAUACCCUUUAAGAAUCUACACAGCAGAGAGUAUCAAGGUCACAAGAAGAAGGUUUCUGUGCACUCGGUGGCUUGGAAUUGUAGUGGCACCAAGCUUGCUUCUGGUUCUGUUGACCAAACGGCUCGUGUUUGGCACAUUGAGCCUCACGGCCAUGGUAAAAUUAAAGAUGUUGAGUUGAAGGGUCAUACUGAUAGUGUGGAUCAGCUUUGUUGGGACCCCAAGCAUGCUGAUUUGAUAGCAACUGCCUCAGGCGACAAGACUGUCCGUCUAUGGGAUGCUCGUAGUGGAAAAUGCUCUCAGCAGACAGAACUUAGUGGGGAGAAUAUAAACAUCACCUACAGACCUGAUGGAACUCAUAUAGCUGUUGGGAACAGGGAUGAUGAACUAACAAUACUGGAUGUUCGCAAAUUUAAGCCAAUUCACAGGCGCAAGUUCAAUUAUGAGGUAAAUGAGAUUGCUUGGAAUAUGACGGGGGAGAUGUUCCUUUUGACAACUGGGAAUGGUACCGUUGAAGUGCUAGCAUACCCAUCUCUUCGACCACUAGACACAGUUGUGGCUCAUACAGCAGGUUGCUAUUGCAUUGCAAUAGAUCCAAAAGGAAGAUAUUUUGCUGUUGGAAGUGCUGAUUCAUUGGUUAGCCUUUGGGAUAUUUCAGAGAUGCUUUGCGUGCGAACAUUUACUAAACUCGAAUGGCCAGUCAGGACAAUAAGCUUCAACCACACAGGAGAUUAUAUUGCUUCUGCCAGCGAAGACUUGUUCAUCGAUAUAUCCAAUGUUCACACUGGACGCUCGGUGCAUCAAAUCCCAUGUCGAGCUGCCAUGAACAGUGUUGAAUGGAACCCGAAGUACAAUUUACUUGCAUAUGCUGGGGAUGACAAGAACAAAUACCUGGCUGAUGAAGGUGUUUUUCGAAUAUUCGGCUUUGAGAGUGCCUAAACUGUAACAAAGCGAUUGGGAGGCCUUUCUGUUGUAAUAUUAUUUGGCCCUGAUUUUUUGGUUUCUUCUGGUGUUUCUGAAAAUUUUUUAAGGUAGAAUAGGGAAUUUCAUUAAUGAAGAUCAGAGAACUUUGUUUAUUAUAAAUGUUAGUAAAAUAUGGAUUUUUUUCCUUAAUUAUAAUUGUCUUAUCGACAUAAUGCGAUA
Molecule: messenger RNA, 1336 nt
Organism: Jatropha curcas
Lineage: Eukaryota; Viridiplantae; Streptophyta; Magnoliopsida; Malpighiales; Euphorbiaceae
Gene: TEX1
Product: Transducin/WD40 repeat-like superfamily protein
Biological process (GO): mRNA export from nucleus
Cellular component (GO): THO complex part of transcription export complex
Molecular function (GO): protein binding
Source: RefSeq, a predicted model, not a curated record